AUGGCCGAAGAGGGAAAUAAAGAGACAAGCGCCAAGGCCAGCCUGGUUUAUCCACUCGUCAAGGUAAGUCCGAUUUUAAAGCCUUACUGUAUGUAAGUGUAAGUAAAUGUGCUCUCACAGUCUAAGCGCAUGUACUGUAGCCUUACUCGUAUUUCGUAUAGUUAACGUACAUUCCAUACUUUGCAACCCCAACCCCCUUCGAAAUAGUACUGGCAUGAUCGCCUGACUGCGAUGGCUACCUGUAAGUCUUUUACCGUCGUCAGCGAGUCCAACUACAAACCCCAGCCCGCGAGGGAUAUGACCUUUGAAUCAAGUUCCAUGGCAACGGUAUAGAGAAGGACCCCACCUAACUGUCAGUAGACAGUGGAUCGUGUCAUACGGGGUUUUAUCUUGGCAUACAUUUCCAGUCUGUUGCAGAAAUUACACUACCAACAGCGAUUACUUCCCACGACCUCACACCUUAACCCAAAAUCCGUUAUUUUGUGACAGUUGUUGCUUUUUGGUUUAAUUACUACUCAUUUCCGUUGCCGUACAAUAGCGUAGGAUAAGACUUUAGGUGUAAAUCCAGGCAGUUUAUGUGCUUUCUUUCAUUUUGUCAGCUUGCUCUCUAGCAUGCUGUCCCACCCAUAAAAUUCCCUUUGUCAUAAAUCACGUAUGGCACGAUCCACAGUCUGCGACAGUUAAGUGGGGUCCUUCUCUAUACCACUGCCGCACCGUCGAAGUUUCAGGCUCAUCGAACUUUUUAUGAUGAGGAAUGGGUUAAAAUGCUGUGAAGACGGAUUCUCCAAAGUCGGUCUCGUUCACCCUUCCCUCUUCCGAGUGCCGGUUGAUUGCCCAAACCCGUCAACCAACCUAUGCUGAGAUCUCACACGUGUUAGAGCAACAGGGUCUCCACAUGGAGAGGGGGUCGAAGUCCCUGUCCCCUACUUAAGUGGCAAGUGCGUGUGGGGGUGGGGUGAGGCGUAUGUAGGGCGUUGCGGCCGACAGAGUUGGAGAGCUGGUCUGCACGUACCACACACACGACCUGUCUUCCCAUCCGCACACAUCCGGUGUUCACACAUAAGGGGAUGAAACGUUCGGAUCUCACAGGUGGCAGAGGAUCCACUUGGAAGAAGGAGUCGAAAAGCGCACUCCGCACUUUUGUGUGAGGGGCUAAUGCUGUGAGGUGUUAGAAGUAGUUACGCUUAGUGCAUGAUAAGGAUGUGCGUGAUGAUGUGGUCAUGUCUACGGUGACUUGUCGCAGGUUUUCAUGGAUGUGCGUAUAAUCGAAUAGGCCCAUUCGACGGUUGAAUGUGCGAGGGCAAUGCGGAGGUUUGGAAUGAGGACGACGGAUAUAUACUGGUGCCCCAGACACUGGUUCGCCGAUGUUAUUGCAAUGGAUUCGCAAGCGAUUGACCGGACCAGUGCAUUAUGUGCAUCUGCGGUGUCGAUGUGGGCUGAAUAAGUUGAGAGUUGGUGAUGCUACUAGUGUUCGUCGCGCUGAUGGAAGGGGAGUUGAAAUAGUGUUGGACAUGGGAAGUUGUCGGGUGUGCAAGAUGUGCUUGGUGUGUCGAUAGUAAGGUGAAUUUUGCUGUUGUGAAUGCGCUUUUGACCGGCGACUAUAUACGCGUGAGCAGUGUAGGCAAAUGAGGUUUGUGCGAUGAAUAUAUUUCGGGUUCGGAGCAUCUUUGCGUCCGGUCUCGGUACGACGGACUCGCAAGUGACCGAAUAGACCGAUGUGUUAUACGGACCUGCCACUGCUAAUAGAACAGGAUGGGAUCGAGUCCUCAUUGGUGGCUAUGGGGGUGAUGGAGGCCGUCGUAAACGUCCUGGAGGUUUGUGCUGGGAUGAUGGCGGUGACGUUCGUCGAGGCAGCAGGUGGAGUUGCCUGAAUGCCGUUACACUGGGUCCGGAGAUGUCUGACGAGACCCAUCCACGGGAAGUGUUCUUCAGCAGCGUGGACAUGUUGGAAGGGGUUGGGUAUUGGAAUUGUGAACCAGAAUCGCUUAAGACAUGAGCCAAAUUGUUGGCUUUGAGGAUGGCGAUCCGGCCAGUUUCGUAGGCUAUUGCUUAAGUCUUCACUGCUGUUGUCUAGACAAAUGCUGGAUGAGGUCUCUGGAUUAAUGUGCAAUCGCGUGAGUGGCUUCGUUGUUCUCUAUCUUGUCGGCAAGCAAACGUAACGACAUGAUCGCAGGGGAGUCACUUUGAUAGCCGCUGGCAAUACAGGCUCGCUAGGUGACCCCUCCAACGCAGUUGAAUCUACCUCAGCACGACAUGGAUGCCAAGGAUUCCGUUUCUUUUAAGGACUUCUCUGUCUGGAAUCCUCUCGUGCUAAUUUAAAUUUGUCAUUCUCUUAGGGAUAGCUAAAGUGGAAGUGGUCGAGUUUCCGUGCUUGUUUUUCGUGAACUGUACGGGUCUUUGCUUCAUACAACAGUGACAGCUGUUAAAAUCGAGUCCACAGCUAUUCUACACGGAGGCAGGCAGUCGGUUGAAGACAUGGAUGAAUUUUGAGAUUUGGUACGCAACUUCAUAGUCGAUUUUGACGCCCCUUGAUAGUUUACUGCCUGCGUGGCCGAAUGUGUGUCUACUUGCCUUGUUUAAUUUCCGAGGAAAUUAAUGCGCGAACUUGGAGUAACUCUUUCGAAACAGGCCUUUUCAGGCACGGUCCGAAAUUUGAUAUGAAUAUUUGAGCUGAAAUUCAUCAGCUACUGCGGAAUAACCGCUUAAUAUUCACAAACCGCCAACAGGCAGCCAGUAGUAUAGCACUGUGCAAUAAUUUACCGUACUAACAACACAGGUAUUAGCUAAAAGCCCAGACACGCGUGUUUCGCCGAUCUUGUGCCGCGCAUUAAUUUCCUCGGAAAUUAAACAAGGCAAGUUGAAACUGGAGUUCAUAUACCAGAAAACACACGGGGAAUGCUGGGGGACCCACUGACGAGACGAACCCCUCGCAGUUGCGUCAGGCAGCGGCACAAGAUCGGCGAAACACGCGUGUCUGGGCUUUUAGCUAAUACCUGUGUUGUUAGUACGGUAAAUUAUUGCACAAUGCUAUACUACUGGCUGCCUGUUGGCGGUUUGUGAAUAUUAAGCGGUUAUUCCGCAGUAGCUGAUGGAUUUCAGCUCAAAUAUUCAUAUCAAAUUUCGGACCGUGCCUGAAAAGGCCUGUUUCGAAAGAGUUACUCCAAGUUCGCGCAUUAAUUUCCUCGGAAAUUAAACAAGGCAAGUUGAAACUGGAGUUCAUAUACCAGAAAACACACGGGGAAUGCUGGGGGACCCACUGACGAGCCGAACCCCUCGCAGCUGCGUCAGGCAGCGGCACAAGAUCGGCAAAACACGCGUGUCUGGGCUUUUAGCUAAUACCUGUGUUGUUAGUACGGUAAAUUAUUGCACAAUGUGUGUCUACUGCUUUGAGUUGGAGAGGGAAGCGAGGGUCCUUGCAUUUAGUGUUUGGCGACGCCCCACGCACGGCCGCCGUUUUACCUGCCAUUAUCCCGAAGUUUGCGUAUCCGGAGGCAAAGUGAUUCCUGUUUCGUUGCAUAUCCGCAUCUCCCGCGGUGUUGAGCGUACAGUUGUUCUCGAAAAGCAGACCGCAGACAGCAGUAUUGGAGAGACACUUUUCGGCUCUACAUGCGUCUGCAUCAGUCGUUCCUGUAGAUGGUGCCGAUCUUCGGGCGCUCAUCAAGGUAGCCCUUCAUUAGCAUGGCAGAGAACAUGUGGCUUAAGAGUGUGGGAACAAAUACGCAGCCACUCCACUGGUUGCUGUGAAUGCCUCGGAAAUCGUCCCAUUGUGAAACGGACGGAUUUUGUGCAUGAAUCCUUUAGGACAGCUGAACUUUGUGGUUGAUCUUUCAGAGUCCAUCAAGAUUCACCGUGAUGAGGCCAAAAGACCCGCUGCCACGGCAUGAAACGUCUGGAGUUGUUUACCGGAUCUGGUGUCGUUGAGGACAAAGCAACUAUGUUGGAAAAACUGGGAGAUUACUCCGUACGCGAAUUGCCGAGCACGCAGCAGCAGUGAGACGGGGAGACGCUAACUAUCAGGUGGCGGCACACUCGACGUUACCCGGCCAUAUUUUCAAAUUUCAAGAGGCCGAAAUCUUCGCAAGGGGUGGCAACCGCGUGAGCCGCGAGCUGCUCGAGUCAUGGUUCUCAGGCCCGCUAUCCAUCAACAAGCACAAUGACCUCCCGGUACCAUAUUCCGUGCUGCGAUUUUCCCUGGGUAGGAGAAUCAGCCACGUGGGGAGGGCGCGGUGAGCAAUUAUCACAGUGACAGUGAGCCAGUAUGCCUGGCAAUCGUCACAUCAGCAUCCAGCACGGACGACGAAAUUACGGCAACUAACGACUCGGACUCGGUCCGACAAGCCACCACCACAUCAAUUACGAUCCCAGCGGUGAUUGCGAGAACUGGUAAUUGCAGUGCGCAUACGGUCCCACAGCAGCCACGUGCUAUAAAUACUGCACUUCUGGUGCCACCAUCACCUUUAUCUGCGAAUGUCUCUGAUGAUGGAUUCGAGUGAGAAUCCGAAACGUUAGGCAAUUAAUUUCUUGUUCCAGUGACCGCACCUUCAUCUUCUGAACGAUUCACCGUGUCAGCAGCUACUGUCAAGUCCGCGAGAUACCCUAGAGGUUGGUAUGCAAUUCCUGGCAUUUCUCUUCCGGACCAAGCAGAUCAUUUCGCUUGUUCCUCGGUGUCGUCAAAAGUCUCAUUGGCUUUCCGGGAUAAAUCUGUAUUUCAGAUGCCCAUUGAAACGAUUUAGGUGGAUGCGAGCGAACACCAUUCGGCAAAUGGGGAACAGCGAAAUCCCUCUGGAAUCUGUCGGCUCUCUUUCCGCUUAUAGAAAAGGGCGAUGGCCGCAUACUGAAAGUCUCGAAGAGCUCGUACUCGACCCCAAAUCUCUUGGAAUGCCGCUGAAAUUUUGCUUAUCAGCUGGGACCGUCAUGCUUGUGGACAUCCGUCUCGAUGGCGUCGGGUCCCAGUGUUUUCACUUGGAUAGUUGUUGUGCAGCCUUGACUGUUUCCGAGAGUGAGGGUGGGUGUCCAUCUGGGGGAGCCGGUCGGUGGAGGGGUCCAGGGUUUCGGAUGGGUGGUUGAAGACGGUCUUAAGUGCUCAGCCCAGUGUUUCAGAAUCUGCGAUUCCUCCGUGAGGAGUUCCGUCCUGUCGAAACUGAGUAGUGGCGCGAUUCCCUUGGUGCAGAGAUCUCGUCACGUGCGAAUCGGUGGGACAGCUGUUACAGUGUUGGAUACAUCUCUCGUGUGGAACAAAUACCAACAGCGAACCUCGCUUGGUUUCAACGCAAGACCGAGUCUAGAUUACCGGAGCUGUGCGAGAACGCGAAGUCUAGCAAAGCCAACCUUCCCGUCCACGCGGGCACAUGCAUUUUAUUUCAAACUUCACGAGCACUAAUAUUAAAAUAAAGUGCUUUGAAAGCUUCGUUGAUGGAAUUCGCUAUAAAUGCCGCAAUUGGUGGCGUUUUGUGAGUUUGGGCUCAAUGGCUGACAAAGUUACACAGGCCGUCUACGCGUCCCACACUUCAUAGGCGACGGGUUACUGUAAGAACGGCUUAGAGCUCAUAUAAUUUCGAAUACCGCAGGAGUGACGUUUGAAAGAGCCAUUACAGUCCUAUUGCCGACUCAAGGAAAGGCAGACUUAUUGCGUCGUUUGGAACUUUUACUAGCCCCGACUAUUAGCGAAUCCUAGCAAGUUAAGAACGCGUUCAUACGAUAUCAGAGACUCCCUGCAUGAGGACUGGUACAUGGAAAGUUGGCAGUCAGGUCGUAUGUGGCCUGCGCAGAUGAGUGAUAUAGUUUCUUCGGCCACUGUGUCUAUGUCCGCCUCCGGUUGUUUUAAUUUUGUCCAUUCAAUAACAGUAGGGUACAGGACUCCACGCGGCUGACAACUUCAGCAUCUGCAAUAAAAUCCAGUGUGAGUCAAUAAGUAUAAACUUAUUGGCGGCGGUUCAUUUAAAGUCUGUUAUUUUUUCGAAAGUUGCUCUCGCGCCUAAUUUCUUUGCCAAAUACCUGCGUACGAUAAGACUUCCGGCUGAAAUAAAUUUAUUUUAUGUGUGUUAAUUCACCUCACUUGAUUUCCGUCCUGUUUAGAGCUCCACGCGCGAAAACCCGUUCCCACUAUUCAGAAGCUAGUUAAAUUCUGCCGGGGUCUUACACCCUACCGUUGCCAUCUUUCCGUUUAAAGACGACCGGAAUAUGAAAAGUGAGUAAGAUGCCAUGCAAGUCAGUAUCAGCGUGGACAACCGCACGCUGAAGUUACAGCUGUGCGCACCUUCAGUGAAACUGAUGAUUUUUCCUAUAUUAAAAUGUGAACUGUCAGAAUGAAGAAUAUAUCUUAAACAAGUAUAGAAAGUGGACGACCACUGUACCCACAGUUUCGGACUUUAAAAUACUUCUUUGUCAAUAAUCAGAGGAAGAGGGUUUGUUCAAAAGUUGCGUGAACGUAGACACGAGAACAUAGCUAGGCGUCCCUUCUUCUAAAACUCCUUUAAUGCUUUUUCGCAACAUGCAAAAAUGUAGCCACCGUACAGCUCACUUAAUGUCAAGCUAAACCCUCGGUCUACAUGUACGAAAUGAAUUCCAUAGUAAUUUCGCUCCACUAAAAGAUAUUAAUGAGCCUCUGAUCGGAUACUUGAAACUUUCACAAAUUUCGUGCUAUCUGAUAUCUCCCCCCCCCUCCUCCUUCCAGCCGACAGGUUAAGGGAGGUAUGAUAUAUUGGGGUCGGGGUUAACGUGAGGGUGAGGCACCCCUCACUUUUGCAACACAAAACACUAAGACAUGAAAAUUCACAGCCUGAUCACAAAAAAAACAUGUAAAAACUAGACGAGAGUAAAUAAGCGGGAAAAUAUUAGGGGUAGAAUACCUAGCAUAGGCUUUCGAAAUGAUAUAAGCCAUCUUAUUUAGCCUCUUCAAGAAGAUUUGGAACGCCCCGGAGCUCAAAUGAACGCGUCGAAAACCAUUUAAAUGGUCAGGUUUCUGCUCUUCAGUUGUAUUUGCCUUACCCACUUCCAACAUUUUAUGAAUGAAAUUUACUUGUCCUCCUCUGCCCGCUGUGUUACGUUUUGAAAUGUCCCUUUUUCAGUACAGCGAACUCAGUGACGAACUCCAGAGUGAAAUCAGUGAAUUAUGUGUUACUGCGUGUGAGAAGUACGCAAAUGACAACUCCGUAAGUCCCUGCACUUAUGAUUUUACGUAUGUUAUCAAUAUAUUUUUAAAAAUGACAUAUAAACGUAAUUGAAAGAAGAGGGAUAUCAGUGGGUGGACUAAGUGUGCGUCUAAUGAGGAAAGAGCUUUAUUUACCAUGGAAGCCAGUCCAGGAUCCGAACACGCUGUUCCCCCAGAAGAUCCCACCGAAAUUUUGGGAUUCUAUGUCGCUGCAACAAAGGUUUGGCCGUCAGUAAAGAAUCUAAUUGAUUUGUGCAUUUCAGCAUCAUUUUCGGUAGUUAGACACGCACACGCUUGUUAAAGGCAUCAUUCGGUCCACCUUCUACUUUCAAUGUAACUCACGGGCCGCAGAAGGAGCUUAGAAACAGUUAGAAGGCGUACGAACGGCCAACAUCAGAUAUGCUGCUUAUAUAACGAGAUUCUGCAGAAUCCAAUAUCAUUAAUUGCUAGGAAUCAUUAACUACCUCCAUCAUUUUACAUAGUUUCGAGCCUUCUUGCAGGACUGCCAAAAUCUUUAUCGUGCGUAAUACCGCCCAAUCUCUCAAACUAUUCUUUCACCUUGAAGCAGCCAGAGUAAACACCUGUCUAUUUAGCGCAAACUAAAGAAAGUAUAUGGGUUUUCAAAUAGAGUUCACAAGUUCCAUUGUUCUGGGAUUAAACCAUAAGGAAGACUGACUUUUUGGUCGUAAGUUGUCCAGAUGCAAUAUAGCAGCACACUUGAUUAAGGCGAAGCAUUUUUCCACUGCCGGCUGCUAGGACUGUCCCGUUUAAAACAUCCCCGCACCUCAAAGUUUACCUGCAGUUACGGUUUUAUGCUUGCGAGAAGGUUACCAAGUGCCAUUAAUGGGUGCGUAGUAGUAUUUUUGGCGACUUUCGUCGCGUGGUGUGGUGUCGGUGUUGACGUCCAUAGAAUUAUUCCACUUAUCUUGAUGAAGAUAAUCAGAAUGGACGAUAGUGAAGAAAUGGCCGCCGAUCCGUUUCGGGGACCUGCUCGUUCUUUCGUGCCUUGGGACUCAAUCUAAAGCCCUCGCAGGUAGUCACAUAACAUAACAUAUGCGGAUAAGAGGCUGCUGAAAAAGACAGGAGGCCGAUUGGGAUAACUAUUUCUGAAUUAUCAACCGUCAUCAGCCAAAAAUACCCGGCCCCAGGUUUGCACCACCUGAGCCUUGAAUCGACAUACCUUGGUCACUGAGUGUUAUUAAGUCUAAUGCUCUACCAGUUGAUUUGCAAGUAGCAUUCUAAGCAGUAUAUGCUUGAGUGGCAGUCGCUUUUCCGCACCAUUAUCAGGUAUCUAGCCGGAAGCUUAGGAGCGUGGUUCGCCGAAGUUGUUGCUACUACACGACGCGCCUGCGGAAGCUACGACAUCCCAGCUCGUCCCCAACGUUCCCUGUGCAGAUGGGCCCGGCCGUGAGGCAAAAAAUUUUGUAAAGUGUUUGGGGAAAUACCUGCGUGUAAAUGCCCGGGACCUCUUUGCGUCAUCCUCGACAUUGCAUUGAACAUUGUCUCAAAACCUAUCAACUUUAGCCGCACAUGCGCACACCGCAUUCCAUACUGAUGAUAAGUGGCAUUUAAGUAGUGUGUGCGUGCACGACCGUCGCAUCGUCAUCGUAGCAUCAAAUGUUUGGCCUAAAGCCCAGACACGUGUUUCGGCUUCUCUGCGCAGGGCAUGUUGCGGAAGAGUUUGACACAUCGAGCUUCUCCGUGUGCUUCCUGGCACAAUUUGCAAUUUUCUGUGUAUAACUAUCAGAAUUUAAUGGGAGAAAUUGAAGUAAAUCCCCCGAAACAUGCUUUGGCAAGACAGAAGGAUAGGAGCCUCCUCGCAGGUGACCUGGUACACAAACCCUAACCGUAAUCCAAGUACCAACUAUAAAUCUAACCUUCUACUGUUUAGAGUUGAAUGGAAGGUCGCACAAAUUAUGCAUGCUCCCCGCAUGCAUUUCUUCAUAGUGCCAUAUUUUGGCAACUACUAAAACAGGGUCAAAUUUCUUUUUCUGCUAAAACUGUCAUUAUUAACAGUAGGUGGGCUAAGUCAUGAAAUAUCAAGCGAAAUUCCGAAAUUCGUUUUCAUGCAGCAUAAUUCUAUAAUGAUUCAGUUACUGUAGAUUGUCGGCUUCCGAAUGAACUUCCUUCCGACUUCAUGCAGGAACUAUAAUGUACAAAAAUGACUUCUAAGACAGCAUGCAAAUUUAUCAUCGAUUAUAAAUGCCCUUGGAAAUUUAAUUCUAUUUCAUGGAAAAAAUGCAUAAAAAUAUUCAUCCUUUUACUUACUCGGUAGAAAAUUACGUCUUCUUCCAACUUUACACUCGAAAGAAGAUUUUAAUUUGGUUUUAAAUACUUUUCCAAUUUCCAAAUAAUUUUGAACCCGACCUGCCGUUAUGCUUCAUUCGCGGUUUUAAAACUACAAGACGAAUAAUUUGCGCGUAUGGAAAACCAUGCGUUUCUCUACGGUAAUAAAAGAAGACCGUAUGGGGUUUAUAAAAUUAAGCACUGGAUUCGAGCAAUAUUGUUAACUUUUAAAGCCACAUUGGUAAAUACAGAUGCAUGACGUUUUAUGAACGGCCAUUUAAUGGUUUUAAAAAAUAUUACAAUUGGAAACUUUUCUGAAACAGAAUUAUACUCCUCCUUCGAGUAUAAAAUUGAUGUAAGACGUUAUAUUCCUCCGAAUCAAAGAAUAAGUCAAUAUUUUUAUGCAUUUUUUCGUGAAAUAUAAUUGAACUCUUAAGGGCAUCUAAAAUCAAUGAGAAAAUUGCAUGCUACUUGAGUAGACCUUUUCGCAGAAUUUAUUUCUUGCCUGCAGUCCGAAAUAAGUUCAUUCGAAAGUCGCCACCCUGUGGUAACUGGAUUGUUGUAGAAUUAUGCUGAAUGGUGAUUAGAUUUUCAAUCACACUUAAUUCCUCUUUUUAAAACGAGAACGCUUUUAGAAAUUCCGUUUGAGAUUUCAUGAGUAAGCCCAACUACUUUAGGUUCCGAAUUCCGUGUUUGCAAUGGCAGGGUGUAGGACCCCCGCCCCCCCUCCCCCGUAGAUGGAUCCUAAUCCCGAGUCCUACCCGAAACUUUUCCGGUCUCGAGCCGAAAUUCGGACUAUUAUUCAUCACUUCCAGGGAAGCAAUUGUGUACUAUUCGCAUUGUGCCAAUAGGCAGUCAUUAGUACAGUGCGUAACCUAUCUCAUGAAGUGUUGGCUGAAAUUCUAAAAUGCGUUUUCGAUUAGGAAGGAUUACUUGGUCGCGGUCGUAAUACUGAUUACCUUGUGGCCUACUCUUAUAAAAUUUCGCACUUGGCAGGAUGUCGGCUUUUAAAUGCAAUUCUUUUCGAUCUCCUGUAGAAAGCGUGCUCGGUAAAAUAAUGACUACUUAAGUAGCAUGCAUUUUUCCCAUAGAUUUUCGAUGGUUUUGCAAAUUUGAAUAUAUUUUAUAGAAACCAUAAACAAAAAUAUGCUUUCUUUUAGUCAAUCAAUAGCGAAUCACAUCUUCUUUAUAUUUUAUACUUAAGGACGGAGUAUAAUUAGGUUUUAAAAAAGUUUCUAAUUGUGAGACUUUUUAAGACCGCGAUAUGUCCAUUCACAUAGCGUCGUACCUGGCCGUUUACCACUGCUCCUCAUGAAAUGCACAAUAUGGUCCGCAUCCAUUGCAAACUUUUAUGGACCUUGUAUGAUAUUUCUUUAAUGACAUAGAAAAAUAUGGGAUUUUCUUUACGCGGAACGCAUGCACCUUGUAGAGUGUAAUCACUAAGCGCUAAUGCAGCGAAUGAUCAGGCUCCAAAUUUUUCGGCAAUUGGAAAACUUUUUUAAAACCUAAUUAUACUCCUUCCUUAAGUAUAAAAUAUAAAGAAAACGUGAUUCUCUAUUGAUUGACUAAAAGAAAGCAUAUUUUUGUUCGUGGUUUCUAUAAAAUAUGAUUGAAUUUGCAAGACCAUCGAAAUUCAAUGGGAAAAUGCAUGCUACUUAAGUAGUCAUUUUUUUGCCAAGCACGCCUUCUACAGGAAAUUGAAAAGAAGUGCAUUUAAAAGCCGACAUUCUGCCAAGUCCAAAAUGUUAUAAGAGUAUGCCUUAAGAUAAUCAGUAUCACAACCGCGACAAAGUAAUCCUUCCUAAUCGAAAACGCAUUUCAGAAUUUCAGCCAACAUUUCAUAAGAUAGGUCACGCACUGUAGAUGAAUAUAUACGUAUUUUUCAUGUCCACGGCACCGGUACCGGCUUAAAGCCCGGACAAUUGUUUCGCCGAUUCUCCUUUACUGUAUGACAUAAAAUACAAUCAUCGCGUAUUUUAGAUCAAUAAUUCAUAUUACCUUCCGGAUCUAGACUGAGGAGACUUGUGCUGAGGGCAUCUAUCCAGAUUUACACUUUAAUUUCUGAAGAAGGUGAAAAGCCUAAUAUACCUCCGUUACUGACUGACUAUCGUGAACUGCAAAACGACACACCCUCGAGUUCGCCUGCAGUGAGGCCAAAUUAGUAUUGCCACCCCUAUACCAACAUAAAUACUUCCGGUCAUGACUGACAGGGUUCGAUAUGACAACCACUUGGUCGCGUGCUAAUCUCAAUUCCCUUCGGAAUUGUUGAAUCGAUGAUGUUGUGGAGGGUUCCUAACUGGUCCCUUUUAACGACAACAUAUAUCUCACCUGCAAACCGCAGCCGCAAUUUAGCGUGCUUUUAGAAGCCAGUGGGUCAGUGUGAGACUACCCCUGAAUGGAUAAAUACCCGAUCUUCAGCGACAGAGAAUGGCGGGUGGCGAGGCACUGAAGUUGAAAUGUACGGCGAGACCUUUUAUUUCAAUUGGCCAUGCACACGCUAGAUACUGGGCACACUUUUGCAUGAGAAGAUACUCGCAUCGUCGGCGCCUGCCCUACCAAAAACAGCUGAAAAAUCCUUGAAGCUAUGCACUCUGAUGAUUCGUUCAUUAAUCAGCAUAUUGACUCGGACACCAUGUUCAAAAAUCUCAAUUAAAAUGGCGGAUGUGGGAACCAAUCGGCACACAGUAGCUAUGUGGCGGACGCGUAAUUACAGAAACGCAGGAGAAUUAUUGAUUUUUGAGCUAGUUUGAAAUGCAGACACAUCCAGUUAUGGUAAUAUGGAAAAAAAAGAUAUACCCCAUUUUCACAUCAUUUUUCAAUUCAAAAUUGGCAAUUCGAAGACUAAAUCCGAACUUAGAGCUUGCCAACCACAUCGGAAAAGCUGGCCGCAAUUUUAGCUUCCAAGGCCCAACUGUUUUAGGCUGGGGCUCCUCAAAGACAGAACGUCUCACACCUAAGGCUCGGCACUCAAAUGUUAACUCCAUCAACAAACCUAUGGACCUUCCGGCGACCUAUAUAGUCCUACGUCACUACGCAUGCUAUGACCAGGACAAGACAGUCUCACGGGGCUUAAAAGUACCGAGCAAAUACGGCCCGUCAGCUAACUCACUCAAAAGGGGAGCACAGGUGCAACUGACACUUAUUAGGGUGAGGAGACACAACGCAGGAGGCUACCAACAUUCACAAACAACAACCAGAGGACUUACGAAGCGAAAAGAAAAGAAAUUUGAACAGCCCAAGGCGAACAAAUUCGGCCAUUUAUUUAACAUUCUGGUCGAUUUUAUCACUAAACGUUUUGAUACUGGAGAGCUGACCAAACCCUCCGAAGCGCAGUCAUACGAUUCCCCUGGUCUGGUGAACCCUUCACAUUUCUCAAACCAUUUCCACUUGACGGAGUGUGUACGAUGAUCCCUGCAGUGGAGAUAGUUUUAUUGGUCAGAGCCACAGAAAAUGUUGUUGCACAGUUACGGGGGCGAGAGUGAGAGUAGAGGGGAGUCGGGUCAUCGAGUAGGAACUAGUGGUUAUUGCUGUCGGAACAUGCUAAUUGAGUGUCUGCUGCCGACACGCGUGUGUUUCCUCUCCUCCUCCUCCUCAACCAACCCCCCCCUCCCCCAUCCUGCAGGAUGCUGCAAAAAUGGUCAAAGAAGGACUCGAGCAGAGAACCGGUCCCGGCUGGCACGUUAUCGUCGGUCCAGGCUUUGGCUUCGAGAUCUCCUACGAGUUGAAAAACAUCCUCUACAUGUACUUUGGCGGAAACACAGGUGUCUUACUGUGGAAGUGCUCCUAGGCCCUGCCAGUACCUCUCCACCGUUCCCGCCUCCAUGUCUGGCACUUGGGACCUUUACAUGCCUGUACGUCGGCAUGCACAUCUCUGUAUACAGCCUCCGGCUAAUCUGUGUACCACAAAUCGGUCGCAGUUGUUUAGUGUAUACAAUAAACGCAUUCCCGGCCACCGCUGACUCCUUUGGGCCUGGAAAAAUAAUCAAAUUAUUCACGAGGGCAAACAUAUUGGGUGAGUCCGAAUUCCGACAGGGGCUGGUCGGGAUCAUCUGCUAGCUACGGGCGUAUUUUUAUCCUCUUACGUGAGUAUCCACCAGUAAGACACACGGGAAACACUGUGGGACCCGUUGAUGAGCCGAUACCCUCGCAGCUCUGUCAUGCAACGGCGGAACAUCAGCGGAACGUAUGUGUCUGGACUUUUAGCUGGUACCUGCGUCGUCAAGUAUGUUAUGUCGUACUAUUAAGGACAAAAGACAGUCUGAUUAGUCUGGCGUUGCUUUGCAUUACCGGAAAGCUCGUUUGUCUUCAAGGCCUGACACGUGCCCAGACUCUGUAAGGCCUGCAUGUGGCUGCGAAAACAAUAAAUAAAAAUCUUUCGAAGCCCCCUCUAGAAACAAAGAUCGAGGCCUGAGUAUAGUAAGUGGGCUUACUCAUGAAAUGUCAAUCGAAAUGCGUUUCCGUUUCGAAAGGAUUCAUUAAGUAGGGUUGUAAAACUAAUCAUCGUGCAGCGUCAUUCUAAAAUAUUUCAGUAACCUCAGGAUGUCGGCUUUCCAACGAAACUCUACACUUUGUAAAACAUGACCACUUAAGCAACGUGCAUUUUUCUCUUGAAAUUCAAAUAUAUUUCAUAGAAAACGUGCAUAUAAAUAUUCAUUCUUUUGCUCAUUCGGUAGAAAAUAACGUCUUUAAUACCCUAGUCAUUCCCGGAUGCCGGCAUUCGAAAAAACUUCUUUCCGGCCGCAUCCAGAAAGAAUACUCCGUAGAAAAUGACUACUUAAGUAAAGGGCAUUUUUUCAUUGAUUUUCGAUGCUCUUAAAGAUUAAAUUAUAUUUCACGGAACACAUGCAUAAAAAUAUUAUUUAUUUUGCUCAUUCAGUAGGAAAUUACGUCUUCUUUCAAUUAUUUACUCAAAGGAACGGUUUAAUUUGGUUUUAUAAAACUUAGCAAUUCCCGAAUAAUUUUGAAGUCGACCUGCCGUUACACUUGCAUUCAGGGUUUCCAAACUACAAGCCGUAUAAUUUCCGCAUACGGAUAUCCAUACAUUUCUCUACCAUAUUAAGAGGAGAUUACAUGGCGUUCAUAAUAUGAAGCAGUGGAUUUGAGCCACACUGUUGCUCAAUGCAGAGACAUGACGUUUUAUGAAGGGUCAUUUCGCGGCAUAAAAAUCGCACAAUGAGAAACUUUUUUAAAAAUGAAUUAAACCCUUUUUCGAGUAUAAUAAUGAAAGGAAACGUAAUUUUCUUCUGAAUGAGCAAAAGAAUGGAUAUUUCAUGCGUGCUUUCCAUGAAAUAUAAUUGCAUUUUUAAGGGCAUCACAAAUCAAUGAAAAAGUGCAUGCUACGUAAGUAGUCGUUUUCUUCGUAGUAUAGUUUUUGAAUGCACCCGGUAAGAAGUUUGUUCGAAAGCCGACGUCCGGGGGUAACUGGAUUAUUAUAGAAUUACGCUGAAAGAUUUUUGGUUUAACAACCCAACUUUUCUAAUUUUUCCAAAACGGAAACGCAUUUCGAAUUUCUUAUGACAUUUCAUGAGUUAGCCCACCUACUGCACAGCCAACCCUCUAACCCCUAGGCUGCGAGGUUCUACCAAAAACCAUGAGAUUAAUCACAUCUGGGUCAAAUUGCCUGCCGAUUCGCAGCUUAACGGAUCAUCUGAAACCCUGAGGGAUAUUUUAGAAAUCUGAAAUACCCACAUGCUGCAGAAAAUGAACGCUUAUGCGACACUCCGGACUUCAGUCCCAUAGCAGACAGGUGGUCACUGACAGUCUACCCACGCACACAUGUCGAUCAUCAUAAAUGCGUCAGCACGGUCUUGUCAAACAACCGUUUGCCGUUCUACUCCAUAUGCUACUCCUAAAACAAUUUUAAAAACAAGAUUCUUUCGAGGUUGAAAUCGUUAUUUAAUCAAGCAAAAUGCAAAAAUCUCGUGGAUAAUGUGGGCACCGAAGCCCAUUGAAUAGUUAUUAAAAUUGUUUGACGUAUUUUGUCGAUUAAAAAGGUCACUUGAGUGGUGUUACGAAAGUAAAUAUAAUUGGAAAUAAACUGUAGUCUUUUUGCGCAGGGUAACACGUUGGUAUUAUGUCUAGACAUCCGUUCGGCCAGGUAUGGACAACAGUCAUUGUUCGAGUCUUGGAUAUUUGUUUCUUCUCAAAUAGGCAUAUUUUCAACGGGAGCAUGUCUUCUCCAGACUCCGCAACUGAAGGACAUAUUUUAUUUUAAACAAUGUCGCGAUUAGGAGACUCCUGAAGUUGCUCAGCCGAGUACAAGUUCAUCUAGUCAUCCUUAGGUUGAUGCAUAAUGUUCAAAAAAAUAUGGAACCUGAUCUUUAUUCCGUGUUCACCCGGAGAGUCCUUCUUAGAUGGACAUUUUUGACCAUGCGGAUACUAGAAGACUCUUUAUGCAGGCAUGUGAACACUACUCAGAGGACAUGCAGUCAUUGACUGGUCUAAUGAAAUGUUAACCGAAAUUCUGAAAAGAGUUUUUGACUAGGAAUGAUUACGUAAGCGAGUCUGCAAUGGUGACCAGCACUUUUCUUUGGCCGUCUAUGGUAACCCUCUACAAGGGUACUAUUUCUUCAACUCUUUCGGUAGCAAAUCAUGUCUUUAUCAAAUUUGAUACUCAUAGGAAGGGCAUCUUUUGGUUUUAAAAUUUUUUUCUCUUCUCCAGUCGUUACAAAUUAUUUUUAAAACUGAAUGAUACCCUUUCUUUGAGUAUGUUGCUUAAAAAAUACGAGAUUUUUAACGAAAUCAGUAUAGGAAUGUUUAUAUGCCGAUUUUUUGCAAAAUGUCUUUGAAUUUAUAGGGGCAUUGAAAAUCGGCAAAAAAUGUAUUCUACGUAAGCAGCCAGUUUCAUACCAAUUAGGCUUUUUGCAGGCGGCCUCGAGUGUUUGGAAUUUUACCAGAUCAUAUCACAAGAUAAUUACCAUUACAAUCCAAAUUAAGUAAUUUUUCCCAAUCGAAACCGCAAUUCGCUUAAUAUUUUGUGAUAUCGGUCACUGAUUUUACGCAGCAUGUAACUUGGAAACUUUAAACAUCAAUGAAAGUUCCAGCGGUUUUUCAAAAGCUGAGGCUAGUUUUAAACUCUUUGGGCCUAAAUAACAGUGCUCAAUCGAAACCGAUCGAAAGAAAACCGGAAACUCGUCUGAAAUGGCUAUUGGAAAUACUUUUUGCGGUCUUUCUGCAAGUUUUGUUUUUCAAUCAAAACAAGAAUUUAAAGUUUACGAAAAAGUUGCGUUAAUUGCGUGUGAGAUUUGCAGAGACGACUAGAACUGGAAUUUUAUUGUUGAUUUUCUGAUCAGUUUUUUUGCCUGAAACUCUAUUUAAAAUGUACGGUCAGUGUUCAAAUACUGUUUCUCUCGUCAUUGUUGAAAUGGGAGUCAGAACAACAUAGACGUUUGCUAGUCAGGAGUAGGGAUAUGCUAUUCUACAAAGUUUCGAGAGACAUGUUAAAUCUCUUGAUUAAAUAUAAGACGCAAUAGGCACGUAAUACACUGAGCGACCGUCAAAAACAAGAACUGAUUUCAAAAAAGCUGUUCAGUGAAUAGCACUCAGCUCGGCCUGCGUGGGUGGACAGUCAAAUGCCAGUCAGUGUGAGGAUGGAGUUUGCCACUAAAAGAAAAGUGUGAAAGUUAAAUGCAUGGAAGAUCGACCAGACGUAGAUCCCUUAACUAGAGCAGGCAUUUCAUUCGUCCAGUAAAUAAAGAGCAGAUCGCGGUAAGUUCCGGGAAUAAAAACCCCCCUAUUACAGGUGGCCUUGCUUUGGAUUCCUUGGAAGGGGGGCUUGAUUUAGGCUUAGUUCAGAUUGACAAAGUUGAGAGAUCCAGGUAGAUUAUUUGAAGAAGAUGAUGAUAAACUCUCCGGAAUAGGUUUAUUUAAGUGCUGACGUUCAAAAGCGCUUGGUCGGCUCUCCAUUGUCAAAGCCUAAAAUGCACUUAAUCGAUCCGAACUUUCAAGUUGCAUGUUGUGUUAGUCGGCCUCUUGCUGGAUUUAGGGUUAGGUUGUUAGAAUUGAUUGGUGUCAGGGUUAAGGAAUCUAGGGUUAGGGUUGACGUAUCGGCCAGGGGUAAAUGUAAGACUCGGGAAUAGGUCCUCCCCUCGAAUUUAACUCAAGGCCAUCUGCACUGUACGAGGUUCUUAUUCGCAUGGCACCCAGUCAAUCAGAAUGGCCAAGAAGAAGCUUGCUCCAAGAGGCAACGUAAAGUGUUUUCAGUUUGCUGGUAGUUAGGUUUCACGUAACCAGCCAGUAAUCGAUGCAAUUUCGACUUCUUUAUUUGCAUAAACCUUUCUUUGAAAAAUAAGCAGAUGAUAGUCUGGGCUGUUUUCUCCGGGGAACAAUUCAGCUAAAUGAAAAUAACUGAAGAUAUUAAUUUAUACGUGCCAGAGAAAGAAAUAAAAAGACCUCGCGGUGAUUUUUGCUUGACGGUGGUUAAGAUGCCCUGGGGUUGUCACCGGAGUGAAAAUACGGCAGUGCAAUACCUUUUGGACAGUGUCUGCAUUGGGGCAUUAAACUCAUUUAAUAUUACCACUAAAUAGUAGAAAUAGUGUUCCUUCUUAACUGGUGACAAUAUGGAGGAAUAAAAUUGUGAAAACACGAAGUUAUUAGGUAUCCAGCUCUUUCGCUUAACACAAAUCACACCCUUGUCAAACAAACUUCUGGUGGCUCAUGCACCAUCAAAUAAUCCCGUGCUUUUGUCCUUCCCUACCCUUCUGCCGCUGGAGCAUACAGUAGGUGGGCUAACGCACGAAAUAACAACUGGAAUUCCCGAAUGCGUUUUCGUUUCGAAAAGAUUAAUUAAGUAGGGUUGUAAAAUUAAUAAAUCUGCAGCAUAAUUCGAUAAUAGCUCAGCUAACUCAGGAUGCCAUCUUUCGCAAAAACUUUCUUCCGGUUGCAUGCAAAAACUAUACUUUGCAAAAAAUGACUACAUGUAUAGCAUGCAUUUUUCCCACUGAUUUCCGGAUGCCCAUAAAUGUCCAAUUACAUUUAAAUGGAAAACAUGCCCCAAAAUUAUUUAUUCUUCGGCUCAUUCGGUAGAAAAUUACGUCUUACUCCAAUGUUGUUCUCGAAGAAAUGGGUAACAUUCGGCUUUCAAAACUUUUCCAAUUCACGAAUAAUUUUGAACUUCGCCUGCCGUUACACUUGCAUUCAAGGGUUUCCAAACUACGAGCCCGGCGUACGGAAAACCAUACAUUUCUUUACGGUAUUAAGAGGAGACAAUAUGGGGAUCAUAAUAUUUAGCAUUGGAUUUGAUCUAUAUUGUUAACUUUACAAGCCACAUUGGUAAAUGCAGAGACAUGCCGUUUUGUGAACUGCCGUUUCACGGUAUUAAAGAUCUCACGAGUAUAAAAUGGAAAGAAGACGCAAUUUUCUACCGAAUGAGCAAAAGAAUGAAUAUUUUUAUGCAUAUUUUCCCUGAACUAUAAUUUGACAUUUAUGGUCAUCCGAAAAUCAAUAGGAAAAAUUCAUGCUACAUAAGUUGUCACGUUUUACAGAGCAUAAUUUUUGCAUGCAGCCGGAAGGAGAUUCCUUCGAAAGCCGGCAUCCUGGGCUAACUGAAUUAUUAUAGACUUGUGCUGCAGAUUAAUGAGUUUUACAACCCUACUUACUGAAUCUUUUUGAAACGAAAACGCAUUUAGGAAUUCUAGUUGACAUUUCAUGCGUUAGCUCACGUACUGUAAGUCGAUCUAAAAGACUUGAAACAAGUAGGUGGUUGUGACUUGCGACUGGUUCGAAAGACCUCAUCCAAGUCGAAUACAAAGUAAAGAUUUGCCUUUAUAGUCAAACAAACGCACCUUUUCAACCCUCGCUAGGCUUUAACAGUCAUAACCUCGACGCUUGUCAAAUAAUUAGACCAGGAUGCAACUACUCAUUCUUCCUGUUGCCUUCAUUGAAACUCUCCAAUGAAAUAUCAGUGAACCUAUACUCAGUCUGGUCGGGGCUUGAGCACGUGUGCCAAGUGUCACCAAAUUAGUUAGCCUUGGUCCCUCGUCGCCCAUCGCCAGGACGAGGAGUCUGACCUGACCUGGCGACUGUUCAGUGCUUUAGAAAGUUGCUUCUGUCCAACAGGUGCAGUCCGCUUACAGUCAGCGAGGUCCUCCAAUCGACUAGUGAGCACAUUAGCGGCACUUCCGACAGACCGAUCCAUUUCCGGAAGAGGAAACGUUUGUCACAACGGAUCAACAAUGACAUGUUUUACGACCUUGGUGAAGGAAAUGUUUAGGGUUCAGUUUUCUCGAUGACUGUAUAAAAGGCAGAAGUUUGGGUCUUCUGUUCAAUAGUUGGGGGGGAUAAAUAUCAACUGCCCUCCCUCCACUAGUUGUAACAUUCAUCUUCGGUUCAGGUUGGUGGGCUGAUGGUAUGUCGUUUAAACAAGCAGAUUGCGUCAGUCUGCCGUCUGUUGCAAGGUCUGCUUGAAGAUGACAUCCGCUUACAGAGGAACACACGAUAGUUUGUUCAGCCGUCGUUGCCGUGUAUGUCCCCGUGUGCUCCACAACAAGGUUAAGCAGGUACGGUGACUUGUGCGUGAUUUAAUUUAUCGGGAAUGUAGUCAUGCGCAGCAUCUACCACACUCUCGCCUUCACCCCUACCUGGACCCGGUGUCAAGACAGAGUCAAGAAGAACGGAGACAAGGGAAGGGCGCAGUUGGCUGGCGCGAUCGGACCCGCACCUAGGCGUGCCACCGCACAGUACACUUGACCAGGAUUUUCCACCAAAAACAAAACAACACCCUAGCAGGGGUCAAAAGUACGAGGAUGAUGACUGGGCAGUCAUGCCCACCACAUGUAUACCCAGCGGGAGUGCAAACGCAUCCACCGGCUGGGAACCAGGUGUCAGGAGAUUUGGGUAUGGCUGGCUGACGACGGCUAAUAAGCCAGAAAUGGCCAUUCCAGUCUCCCUUGUCUUUGUCGGCAAUACCAUUCUGCCUACAUAUGUCAGGAGACUGUCAGCGCAUAACAGGCUGCGAGGGCCGUGGUUUGUUGAUACUGGCAUAGCACGCGCUUUCAGACCUUUUGACCAGGCAAGAGGAACACGAGAGUUUGAUCGUCGAUUUUGGCGAUGCCCACCGUGUGUUCCAAGGCAGGGUGGAAGCAGGGACGGUGAUUUGCGCGGGGGUUUCUAGUGCCAGUAGACUUGCGCUACAUCUACCACACUUUCUCCUCCUACCCCACCUGAGCCCGGUGUCAAAACAGAGUCAAUAAGACCGGAGAUGAGGAAGAGGGAAACGCACACACCAAAUACUGCCAGUGCAAACUGCCACAAAAAUGCAUAUGCUUGAGUGUGAUAGACCGUAACGGCUAAGAGGACCAGCUUUCAUCUACGACAAGGACUGUCCAACACGUUUUAUCGGUUUCACAGAUGAGUGACAUCCUCGAUGCUAAAAUUCGGUGCUACGAAAAACGUGGGAACUAGAAUGACCCUCUCGACCUCCUUUGUUGUCGUCAGCUCUGCACGUCGAAUUAACCUGACGCGAAUUCAAUGCUCCUCCUGUUGACUUUUCGUAAAAGGUUGGCUAACUUAUGAAGUGUCAACUGAAAUUUCGAAAUGCGUUCUCGUUUCGAAAUGAUUAAUUAAGUAGGUUGGUAAAACUGAUCAUCGUACAGCAUCAUUCUAUAAUGAUUCACUUACCUUAUGGUGUCGGCUUCCGAAUUGACUUAUUUCCGCCUGCAUGCAAGAACUAUGCUCUGCAAAAAAAUGACCACUUGUGUAGAAUACGGCUUUCUCAUUCAUUUUCGGUGCGUUUUAAAAUUCGAAUAUAUUUGAUGGAAAAAAUGCAUACAACUAUUCAUUCUUUUGUUUAUUCAAUAGAAAAUUACGUCUUCUUCCAAUUUUAUACUUGGAGGAAGGGAAUAAUUCGGUUUUAACAAAGUUUUUAACUGUGAGAUUUUUAAUACCAUGAAAUGGCCGUUCAUAAAACGUCAUGUAUUUGCAUUUACCAAUACGGCUUUUAAAGUUAACCAUGCUGCACUAAUUCACUGCUUAAUUUUACGAACCCCGUAUGGUCUCCUCUUAAUACCGCAGACAAAUGUAUGGUGUUCCGUAUACGGAAAAUAUGCGGCUUGUAGAUUUGUGACCCUAAAUGCGAGUGUAACCGCAGGUCGGGUUCAAAAUUAUUCGGGAAUUAGAAAAGAUUUUAACGCCAAAUUAUAAUCCCCUUUCAAGUACACAAUCGGAAGAAGACGUGAUUUUCCACAGAAUAAAUAAAAGAAUGAAUAUUUUUAUGCAUGUUUUCCAUGUAAUAUAAGCGACUUUUCAAGGGCAUCGAAAAUAAAUAUCAAAAUUGCCUGCUACCGACGUAGUCAUUUUUUCAGGGUAUAGUUUUUGCAUGCAGUCGGCAAUAAGUACAUUCGAAAACCGACAACCUGAGGUAACUGGAUCAUUGUAGAAUUAUGCUGCGUGAUGAUCAGUUUUACAACCCCACUUAUUUAAUCUUGUCGAACCGAGAACGCAUUUCAUAAUUUCAGUUGACAUUUAAUGAAUUAUUCCGCCUACUGUAGAUACGGACUAAUCCAUCAUUGCAGAACAUUUCCGACUUCUUUGAUCUUUGUGCUCCUGCAUGACAUGAAACUUAUUUCUCUUCCCCGUUUUUCGUUCCUUUCUGUUACUGCUCUUUUCCGUCUCUCCCAUGCCCCCGUCUACUCCAACGUUUCUCCUUUAACUUUGUCGCUUUUUUUCCUUAUCAACAUUUUUCCUCUGAUAAAGUGUUUUCUCUAACUUCCUCAUCGUCCCUUUCUCCCUCUUCUUCUCUCUCAUCUUUUCCUCCUUGUUCCCCUCCUUCUUCCUCUCCUUCCCCUUCUUAUUUUUGCCCCUUUCCCCCCCCCUUCUUCUUCUUAUUCUUUCUCUUCUCCUUCUUUUUCCCCUUCUUUCCCCUCUUCUUUUUCCCUUGAUAGAUGAGUUUUCGCCGAGCGGUUUUCAGACAUCUCACCAGGCAUGCUCAUCAGACUGCUGUUUCUUGAAUCCCUUCAGCUGGCCGCCAAGAUGUUGAAGGACGCUCUCGAGGAGAAAAUGGGCGCCGGUUGGCACGUGGUGGUCGGUCAGGGCUUCGGCUACGAAGUAAACUACGACAAACGCUUUAUAAUGUUUAUGUACUUUGGCGGGAAUACGGCUAUUCUGAUGUGGAAGUGUCUAUAG
Spirometra erinaceieuropaei is the source of this 22555-nucleotide messenger RNA. The record is from the annotation of a GenBank genome assembly. Lineage: Eukaryota; Metazoa; Platyhelminthes; Cestoda; Diphyllobothriidea; Diphyllobothriidae.